AUGCAUUCGUCGCGAUCCUUCGCCAUAGCGGCAGUUGCAGCCCUAUGCUGGCAGACUGUGCUCGCUGUGCCCCACGUUCCCCGGCAAAGCAGCGCUGAUAACCAUGCCCUGAACCGCCAACGAGCAGAUGCCGUCAAAGAUGCAUUUCAGUUUGCGUGGGACGGAUACUACAAAUAUGCUUUUCCCCAUGACGAGCUGCACCCUCUUUCAAAUUCCUACUCAGACUCAAGAAAUGGAUGGGGCGCGAGCGCCGUGGACGCUUUCAGCACGGCGAUUGUGAUGCAGAACGCGGAUGUCACGAACACUAUCCUAUCAUAUAUUCCCACGAUCAAUUUCGGUCAACCGGUUCCUGGAUCGCAGAUCUCGCUUUUCGAGACCACAAUCCGGUACCUGGCUGGAAUGUUGUCAGGUUAUGACCUCCUGAAAGGGCCUCUGUCAGGCCUCACAACCAACACUGCUGCUGUUGACGCAAUUCUUACUCAGGCACAGAAUCUGGCAAACAACCUUUCAUUUGCAUUCGACACCCCUACUGGGAUCCCCAGCAACAACCUGUACUUCAAUCCUCAAUCCACUGAUGGAUCUACAUCAAACGGUCUAGCUACGAUCGGAUCACUUGUCUUAGAAUGGACGCAUCUCUCCGAUCUCACCGGCAACAAGACCUACGCUGCUCUAUCCCAAAAAGGGCAAUCGUACCUGUUGCACCCUCAGCCAGCCUCGUCGGAACCCUUCCCUGGGCUCCUCGGCACGAACGUGAACAUUUCCAAUGGCGUUUUCCUGGAUGCAGAGGGGGGUUGGGUUGGAGGCGACGACAGCUUCUACGAGUACCUCCUGAAGAUGUAUGUGUAUGACUCGACACGCUUCGCAAGCUACAAGGACCGCUGGGUUCUGGCAGCCGAUUCUACGAUUCAGUACCUCGCUAGUCAUCCAUCUACCCGUCCCGAUCUGACAUUCGUGGCUAUGUACGAUGGACAAGAGCUCAUUUUUGAAUCCGAGCAUCUUGCGUGUUUCAACGGAGGGAACUUCAUCCUCGGAGGUCUCGUUCUCAAAGAGCAGAAAUAUAUCGACUUUGGUAUUGCCCUCGUUACAGGCUGCGAGGAUACCUACGCCAAUACUUUGACGGGUAUCGGCCCCGAGGUGUUCAGAUGGGUGACCAACACCACUGCCGCCAAUGAUACCACCAACCCAGGCCCUUCCUCGCAUGAAGAGGCCUUCUACAAAAAAGCAGGCUUCUACAUCACCGACGGGGCGUACAUCCUCCGCCCGGAAGUCAUCGAGAGUUUCUACUACGCCUACCGAGCCACGGGCAACCAGACAUACCGGGACUGGGCCUGGAAUGGCUUCGUCGCAGUCAACACCACCUGCCGCGUUGGCUCCGGAUUCGCCGAGUUGCAGAACGUAAACGCGGCUAACGGUGGCGGAUUCAACGACUUCCAGGACAGUUUCCUCUUCGCGGAGGUCCUGAAGUAUAGCUAUCUGAUCCAUGCACCGGAUAAUGUCUGGCAGACGAAUCACAAUGGAGUUAACCAGUUUGUUUUCAAUACCGAAGCUCAUCCCUUCAAGGUUGCAGGCCCCCCAAUCUAG
This is a messenger RNA of Amorphotheca resinae ATCC 22711, 1581 nucleotides long. RefSeq names its product glycoside hydrolase family 47 protein. Gene Ontology annotation, molecular function: mannosyl-oligosaccharide 1,2-alpha-mannosidase activity; calcium ion binding. Bases 1 to 1581 code for a protein of 526 amino acids. Lineage: Eukaryota; Fungi; Ascomycota; Leotiomycetes; Helotiales; Amorphothecaceae. The record is from RefSeq and is a predicted model, not a curated record. The transcript has 5 exons. Gene Ontology annotation, cellular component: Golgi membrane; endoplasmic reticulum. Gene Ontology annotation, biological process: N-glycan processing; carbohydrate metabolic process.